Molecule: messenger RNA, 1166 nt
Organism: Camelina sativa (false flax)
Lineage: Eukaryota; Viridiplantae; Streptophyta; Magnoliopsida; Brassicales; Brassicaceae
Source: RefSeq, a predicted model, not a curated record
CCUUUUUUUUUUUUUUUUGCCGAUAAAAAACAAGAAACAGAGUUUGAGUCAGUCUCAGUAGCCUACAAUGAUCUCUGUCUCUAUCUUCUCGCCUCACUUGGCCGCAAUUCCAAGGAGUUUUGUGAGAAUGUCUGCUUCUGCGACUCAAACGCCCGGCGGAGGAGUUUCACAAGGUUCCAUGGCCAUCAAGCCUCCUUCACAUCCUACUUACGAUUUGAAAGCCGUUGUCAAUUUAGCCCUAGCUGAAGAUGCUGGUCAUACAGGAGAUGUAACGUGUUUGGCCACGAUACCGUUUGAUAUGGAAGUGGAAGCUUAUUUCUUGGCCAAGGAGGAUGGUAUCGUUGCUGGAAUUGCUCUUGCUGACAUGAUUUUUGAACAAGUUGAUCCCUCUUUGAAGCUUUGUUUUCUGCAGUUAAUGGCAGAUGCUGCAUGCCCUGCACGUAUACUGGAGACGAGAAAAACUGCUCCUGGUUUGCGGUUGGUAGAUAAAUGGGCGGUUCUGAUUGGUGGAGGGAGGAAUCAUAGGAUGGGAUUAUUUGACAUGGUGAUGAUAAAAGAUAACCAUAUCUCAGCUGCCGGAGGUAUAAUAAAUGCCAUCAAAUCCGUUGACGAAUAUCUUAAGCAAAAAAAUCUCGAAAUGGAUGUUGAGGUGGAGACGCGGACGCUUGAGGAAGUGAAGGAAGUGCUAGGAUAUGUUAGUGGAUCCAAGACUCGGUUGACUAGAAUAAUGCUGGAUAAUAUGGUUGUGCCGUUAGAUAAUGGAGACAUCGAUGUCACAAUGCUUAAAGAAGCGGUAGAGCUAAUCAACGGGAGAUUCGAGACAGAGGCUUCGGGGAAUGUUACCCUUGAGACAGUACACAAAAUCGGACAGAGUGGAGUUACAUUCAUUAGCAGCGGAGCUCUGACGCAUUCGGUGAAAGCACUAGAUAUAUCUCUGAAGAUCGAUACGGAGUUGGCUCUUGAGGUGGGAAGAAGGACAAAACGAGCAUAAAAGAGCAUAUAUGACUUCCACGUAUUUUUACUUUCUUUUAUUCCCGGCAAACAAAGUCAAAAAUGUAACCAAUAAGGUGAGACAAACUUAUAAAAUUUCUGGUUCUUGAUGUAAUAAAUAAACUCUGAAUAGAUAUAUAUAUAUAUAGUGGAGACAUGCAUGGAUGAAUAUUGAA